GUCUGCCAGGGCUGAAUUUCUUGUCGCCAAGGAUCGAUCUUAAUUUAACGAACUUUGAAGUUUUUUUCUAGAUCAGGCAUGUGUACACAGUUUUCAAACUCUCACAUUUACAGAAUCGCAACUUAGAGAUCAUAAUGGGGCUAAGCGCGCUUCGUAGAGUGCUAAUUAGCCUCUUCGUCGCCCAUUUGUCUGUCGCCUUGAUCAGUGAAGAGGGCCGCGAAUACUGCACAGGAAAAGGCUCUAUUUGCGAAGCAUACAACAACGUCGAUCGAAAAUGCAGAGAUGAGACCGGCCCCAAGUAUUAUGACUGCACCUGCAAGUCAGGAUGGGUUCCUUUGCAGAAAGCUUGUUACAAUUGCAGAAGCGUCAUGGGCGAAUUCAUGUUCGACACAGACGAGAGGAACCGAGCGAGCUGCAAAGAUGAUGGAUAUAAGGUUGCGCCAAUCCCUUCCAGCAUUAUCUCUCAGCAAAAGGAAUACAACAGAACUGCCAAGGUCCCGAUAAUGUCAGCGACGGAUUCAUCGACAGAUUCUGCAACCGAGAUCAACUCAGCUUAUGCAACUCUCAGUCAUGAGCCAUAUACAAUGACAUUAUACGGGCAGAGUGCAUCAGUCACUUUACCAGAUAUUCCCGUUCGAACCGAACAAAAUGAAGAUAAAGAGAAUGCAGCAGGAGGCCGUGGCAAUGGUGGUUUGAUAACCUCUGUUUGUGUGAUUGUGUUGGCGAUGUUGAUUACUUAACGUUGGAUAUCUAUUCUGCCUUACAUUUAUAUAUAUUAUCUUUUCCAGUUACUUUAUUACUAGAUGCUUUCUGUAAUUGGUUUUUUCAGUAUAAUCCAUCAAAGCUUCAGUCCCUAUAAUUUGAAUAAUA
Fusarium odoratissimum NRRL 54006 is the source of this 870-nucleotide messenger RNA. RefSeq lists its product as uncharacterized. NCBI's taxonomy places the organism in Eukaryota, Fungi, Ascomycota, Sordariomycetes, Hypocreales, Nectriaceae. The record is from RefSeq and is a predicted model, not a curated record. The coding region runs from base 135 to 740 and encodes 201 amino acids. The transcript has 2 exons.